Messenger RNA from Lolium perenne, 1085 nucleotides. RefSeq lists its product as uncharacterized. NCBI's taxonomy places the organism in Eukaryota, Viridiplantae, Streptophyta, Magnoliopsida, Poales, Poaceae. The record is from RefSeq and is a predicted model, not a curated record.
AAAGCUAUCAGCUUUUACGUAGCGCUGGCUGCAUUUUCCUCCUCAUCUCUUCCUUCCCUCGCACGAACCUCUUCCGCUCUUGUCUUUUCCUUCUCCCCAAACUCAUCUCCGAGAGAGAGAAGAGCGGCGGCCAUGGCUGGACAGGUGAGCGAGAAGGAGCUAGGUGGCGUCCUCAUGCAGGCCAUGCUCGCCCAGAAGAACAUCCGGCCCCAGCGCGACCGCCUCCUGCAGCUCCGGCGCCGGCUGGAGCAGCUUAGUCGUAGCGCCGGCGACGACCAAGCGGACAGGAUCAAGAAGCUCGCCACCGACCUCUUCAAGGUCUACUACAUCGGCAUCGAGGCCGGCGCCCGCAUCCUCGCCACCUGCCUCAAGCUCGCGGCCCAGGGCGGCGCCCGCCUCGCCAUGAACUUCGCCUUCGCCACCAUGCCGGAUGAGCAGCUCCACGACGCGCUUGUUGCGCAGCGGCUCCCGGCGCGCCCCACCACCCAGACCGAGGCCUUCUCCCGCGUGGAGGCGGCCUUCAACGCCGUCAAGGUUCUCCAGGACCACCACGUCCCGCGCUGCAUCGAGCACCUCGUCGGCCAACGCCCACCCACCGUCGGCGAGAGGACCAAGACCGACCCCUCGGACAAGGCCCAGGCCGCCGCUACCCCCGUGGACCUGGAAAAGGCGCGCGACUACCUCGACCGGGCCAUCACCCUCGCCGACCUCGCCGUCAAGCACAUCGACCUCGCCGUCGUCGUCAUCUCCAGGUUCAUGGACCCCAAGAAGGUCGCCAGCCUCUCCGAGUUCACCGACAGCGUCGCCUACAUCUCCGAGGACGGCCCCUAUCCAGCAUCAGACUGAGUGAUCCACCUGAUCGAGGCUGUGAAACGAUGAAGGGGGUGGGAUCCCUUGCAUUGUUCAUCCAAGCCGACCGCACAUUUACUUCGCUUUCUAGUUUGUAACGCUAUAAUUCAGAAGCUAAUUUGAUUUCUGGACCUCCGUGGUUGUCUUAGCUUGAUUACGAGUAAACCUAAUGUAAUCGUUACCUGCAUCUAUCUGUGUGGACAAUAGAAUCGCAGCAGCCCAUGUCUGAACUGAAA